GUUACGUCAUCAAAACAAAUCAGCUGUUUAUCUCGGUCGAUGUCUGCUUGCGUAGGUUGCUUUAAUGUUCCGCGCAUCGUUUCUUAUAGCCGAAUGGAAAACACAAAGAGAAAUACGAGGUGGAGUUGACAACUGAUUGAUCGCUCGCUACGCGCGUCCCAGCGCAUUUCUGUAUAGGAAACUGUUAUGAAAUCAGAACAAAGUAAAGCGUAUUUAAAUUCAAGACUCUUGAAUAACAACGUUUAAUCGUACAGGAUUCAAUAUUCAUUGAGAAAAGAUGGGGCAAACGCUCAGCGAGCCGAUAACGAAAAAGAAGUCGGCCUGUUGUCGAGAUAACAACUACCGAGUGGGCAGUUCCUGUAUGCAAGGAUGGCGCAUUAAAAUGGAAGAUUCACAUGUGCACAUACUUUCCUUACCCAGUGACCCAGGUACUGCAUUCUUCGCUGUCUAUGAUGGACAUGGAGGUGCAGCUAUGGCACAGCAUGCUGGAAAGCAUCUUCAUGAAUAUAUAAUUAAGAGGAGUGAAUAUAAGGAGGGUGAUAUCAUAGGAGGUAUACAACAAGGCUUUCUAGAAUUGGACAAAGCAAUGCAGAAUAAUGCUGCACUUAGAGACGAACAUGCUGGCACAACUGUAAUCGCGCUUCUCAUAAAGAAUAACAUUUUGUACAGUGCUAAUGCAGGUGAUAGCAGAGCAGUGGCGUGUAUCAACGGUAGAACGGUGCCUCUCAGUCGAGAUCAUAAGCCUACAUUGAAGGAAGAGCGCAAACGAAUCGAAGCAGCCGGCGGUUUUGUUGAAUAUAAAAGAGUAAACGGUAAUCUCGCGCUGUCUCGUGCUCUUGGAGAUUUUAUAUUUAAACGCAACGACCGUAAGCCACCGCAGGAACAGAUCGUAACUGCAUUUCCUGAGGUACAACAAUUUACUGUUGAUGAGGAAUGGGAAUUUGUUAUUUUGGCAUGCGACGGAAUUUGGGAUGUAAUGACCAGUGAAGAGGUAGUCAAAUUCGUGAGAACACGUUUAGCACAGACGAAACACGGCGACGGAGAAUCGCAUCAGAACGUCACGAUACAUCCCGAGGAAAUCUGCGAGGAACUUCUAAAUUGUUGCCUGGCACCGGAUGCCCUUAUGGGUACCGGUUGCGACAACAUGACAGUGAUACUCGUGUGCUUUCUCCAUGGUAAACCAUGUUCGCAAUUAGUUUUGCGUUGCCAAAACCCACCACCGGAUAUAGAUCUAUAAUUGUUCUAGAUUCUAGUGAUAUUUUAUCAUGUUUUAUCUAAAUUAUUGUGGAUAUUUUACUUUCAUCUCGAACAUACCCCUGACUUUUGAUAUAGAUAUUUGUUGUACGAUAUAUUACGCAAUACACAUUGACUCUGUUAUAAAGUGAUAAAGCAAACAUAUUUAUAAAA
Pogonomyrmex barbatus (red harvester ant) is the source of this 1407-nucleotide messenger RNA. Its product is annotated as putative protein phosphatase 2C T23F11.1. The record is from RefSeq and is a predicted model, not a curated record. NCBI's taxonomy places the organism in Eukaryota, Metazoa, Arthropoda, Insecta, Hymenoptera, Formicidae. Gene Ontology annotation, biological process: protein dephosphorylation. Gene Ontology annotation, molecular function: cation binding; protein serine/threonine phosphatase activity.